CCACUCUCUCCAGUUCAGUAUAUGUAUAUAUACUUCUAUGCAAUUAGAUAGAGGGAAAAAUGCAAAUACCCCCGGAACCCUAACUCCUAACGGCGGAGAUGGUCCUAAUUUCUGCGGUUGUUCAGGAGACACUAAAGCAGGCCAUGUCUGGCCUGAUUGGCAAGCAGGAAGAGAGAACACCGGACGAGAAGGAGCAGCACAUGGAGAGGCUGGAGAUGGCGCAGAUCAAGCUGGAGGCCGCGCUCGAGGCAUCUCGCCGAUGGCAGAUCAGGGAUGCGUCGCUGCUGCGCUGGCGCAGGAAGCUGAAGCGUGCAGCUCUGGAGUGCGACGACACGCUGCGCGAGUGCAAGCAGCGUGCCGUCCAAGAGGAAGCGAGAGAGCAGGAGGCGAGGAGCUCCUUCCCCAGGCGCCUGGCUCAUGCCACCAAGUCACUCGUCACCGGUUUCUUCAGCCAUGGCUCCGACUCGAGCGGCAGCUCCGCUGCUGUUCGAAGGUUCGAGUGGUUCGCCAACGGCGCCAGCGAGUUCCUGAGCUUCGUGGAGCUCGGCGGCACGCCACGCCGGUACACGCUGGUCGACCCUCUCAUCGGGCGCCUCCUCUCCGGCCAAGAGCUACGGUACAGAGUUGUCCGGAGAAACCAGUACCAUCUGUUCUGUGUGCGUCCCAUUCGCCUGGACGACCGUGGGGUGGAGGCCAAGCUCCUCUUCGUGUCCGAAGACGAUGAGGCGCCGGAGAAGAACCUGUGCCUAGGCUCCAUACUGCGGCUUUCCGAGAGCACGGACAUAGUUGGGACCAUCGUCAAGUGCUUAGAGCUUCUGGUCACUCCCCAUUUCAAGCCCACGGCUGAAUCUGCUCGCAAGGAGAUCGCCCAGCUGCCGACGCAGGACUUCUCGUGGGUGCCAUAUGUUGAGUCCAGCCACAAAGAACACUGGAACAACAUCCACAGCAGCCUGACCCAGUGGUUCCGCCCAAACCCACUGUGCUGCAAGCAGUGUGAGUGGAAACCCUCCGACAGCAGCAGCAGCAGCAGCAGCACACCCGCAAUGAGACUGUCAGGUGUCUCUGAUCUAGAACCAGUUAUUGAAGUGUUCCUGCAGCGGCACAUCCCACUCUCUGAGUACAGCAUGCAUCGAAGCAAAGCUGUUGAAGGUGAAAGCUCUUGUCUGAAGAAUUUGCCACAUCUGAAACUUGGGCUCCUCUUCUCCCCCCAUGGCUCCUCCGAAGACCUGGUUCCUGCGGUCGAGAGCUCUGCGACUGAGGUGAUCGACGGCGAGUUGCAGAGUGGUAUGCACAAAAACAUCAGCCUGGAGCAGCUGGACGAGUUCAUGCUGCCUAAGGCAAUCGACUGUCUUCACCGGAAGCCCGAGGCGACGUCGUAUCAGAUGUUAUGGAAGUCUAAGCAUGGAACUGCGUUCCUUCAGGUUGAGAAGACAGGCUUGAAGAAGAUGCCACCGAAACACAUUAGAGGCGUUGGGAGCAGAAGGUCGAUGAUCCAGCAACGCCGAGACCCCAAGCUAGAGAGAUGGAUACAGGUGGUCACAGACUUUCUCAAUCUGUGGGUUUCACACGCACCUCCUAGGCUUCGGGGCUCCAUCGUGGAAUGGGUCAACAAGGCGAAUGAAAUGCAACUACCGCGCCCGGCGAACUAGUCCAUGAUAAUUGUUUGAAUAUAAGACAUUAUAAUUUCAAUCCUUAUUGUCCUCGUUUA
Phragmites australis (common reed) is the source of this 1708-nucleotide messenger RNA. RefSeq lists its product as uncharacterized. The record is from RefSeq and is a predicted model, not a curated record. NCBI's taxonomy places the organism in Eukaryota, Viridiplantae, Streptophyta, Magnoliopsida, Poales, Poaceae. The transcript is spliced from 2 exons. Bases 99 to 1649 code for a protein of 516 amino acids.